AUGGCCCCAUACCCUGGUCCCCUUUACCUGCCCGUAGGCAGCCUGCACCUGGGUCUCCAGCUCCUGGAGGAGCGCCCGCCGUCUGGUGGCUGCUGGAUCAAGAUCCGCUCGGUGGUGACUUGGCGGAUUCCUGGGGUGGGGCGCGGGGUGGAGCAGGACCUUAAAUACGAGGCCUGCGGGUCCUCCCCACUUCCUGCCGCACUUGCACUCCGUCGCCUGCCGCCCUACACCAUCGUCUACUUCCCGACCCGAGGGCGCUGCGAGGCCCUGCGCAUGCUGCUGGCCGACCAGGGCCAGAGCUGGAAGGAGGAGGUGGUGACCAAGGAGUCCUGGUUGCAGGGCCCACUCAAGGCCUCCUGUCUGUACGGGCAGCUCCCCAAGUUCCAGGAUGGAGACCUCAUUCUGUACCAGUCCAAUGCCAUCCUGCGACACCUGGGCCGCUCCUUUGGGCUCUACGGCAAAGACCAACGAGAGGCAGCGCUGGUGGACAUGGUGAAUGACGGUGUGGAGGACCUCCGCAGGCACUGCAGCCACAUCAUCCAUCACGGCCAUGAGGAGGACAAGGCCCAGUAUGUUCUGGAGCUGCCGGGGCACCUGAAGCCUUUUGAGACCCUGCUGUCCCAGAACCAAGGGGACCAGACCUUCAUUGUGGGCGACCAGAUCUCCUUCGCUGACUACAACCUGCUGGACCUGCUGCGGAUUCACCAGGUCCUGGCCCCUGGCUGCCUAGACUCCUUCCCCCUGCUCUCGGCCUACGUGGUCCGCCUCAGCGCCCGGCCCAAGCUGCAGGCCUUCCUGGCCUCCCCGGAGCACGUGAACCGCCCCGUCUUUGGAAGCCGCAAGAUAUGA
Lipotes vexillifer (Yangtze River dolphin) is the source of this 849-nucleotide messenger RNA. RefSeq names its product glutathione S-transferase P-like. Gene Ontology annotation, biological process: glutathione metabolic process. Gene Ontology annotation, molecular function: glutathione transferase activity. The transcript has 8 exons. Gene Ontology annotation, cellular component: cytosol. The record is from RefSeq and is a predicted model, not a curated record. NCBI's taxonomy places the organism in Eukaryota, Metazoa, Chordata, Mammalia, Artiodactyla, Lipotidae. Bases 1 to 849 code for a protein of 282 amino acids.